Molecule: messenger RNA, 543 nt
Organism: Microdochium trichocladiopsis
Lineage: Eukaryota; Fungi; Ascomycota; Sordariomycetes; Xylariales; Microdochiaceae
Exons: 3
Coding region: 1-543 (180 amino acids)
Source: RefSeq, a predicted model, not a curated record
AUGUUUCUUUCCCUGAUGCUCCUCCUUCCCUUCCUUCCCUUCCUAAUUCCUGUGGAGGCCGAGCCGGGGACUGGCACAUGCGCGCCAGUCACAUGGACAAACGAAGUCAAGCCUGGCGAGACCCGGCCGCCGCCGCCGCCGUCCCGCCGUUUCCAGCUUACAGACAGAAAGGGCAAUGUCCCUCUGCCCGGCGAAGUCAACUGUCGCUACUCGGGGUGGAGUGGCAGUCAGGUCGACGCCUCGACGUGCGCCCAGCUGGCGACCAAGUACAAGGUCGGGCUCGACAAGUUCUUUGAGCUGAACCGGUCCCGGGUCAGCGCGGGUUGCGGUGAUAUAAAGCCCCAGACCGAGUACUGCAUGGCAGGCUCCUCUGGUUUCCAAGGACGGCCGCUGCGGGCCCAAGUUCAACAACGCAACCUGUAUUGGAACCGAGCACCAGUGCUGCAACUCGGAGACGUGGACCUGCGGGAGCGACUUGUCCCCAAGAUACUGCGUCCCAAAGACUUCUUUGUCACCAUGAGGAAAAAUCCAAGAACAGCUUAG